Molecule: messenger RNA, 1422 nt
Organism: Acaulospora morrowiae
Lineage: Eukaryota; Fungi; Glomeromycota; Glomeromycetes; Diversisporales; Acaulosporaceae
Source: the annotation of a GenBank genome assembly
AUGACUGAUAAAGGAAUGGUCAAUAUUUGGACACAACUAUUUUUCCCUGCGUGGUACACUCCACCACCACCAACUCUUCCACCAAUUACUACUGUUGAAAACGGCAUCGAAAUGUCCAUAAAUCAAUUAUGUAAUGACCCCGACGAAGACGUUAAAAAUGCCGCAGCGGUAUUAGAAAAAAUGAAAGAAACCGAAAACAUGAAACAAACCUCUCUCCCACCAAUCGAAACGACACAACUACCUCAAGAAGGAUCGACAAACUCGGACGGUUUCAUCUCCCGAUUUCCGUUUAUGCGGAGAGCUUAUGAACAGGGUAAAAACUCAUCACCAUUAAUCAAAUAUACAACUGAAAUGGUAUCUAGAAUAUCUAAGCCUGUGAUUGAAAAGAUUCCCCAAUUGGCCCAGUUAGAUCAUUACGCGUGUCGUGUAUCAACGACUACAACGUCCUAUACUCCUCGUUGGCAACAGGUGCUCGUUGGGGCCGGUGCUGCCGUCGGAACUGCUCGUGCUGUUGUAAGCGAAGAGUCAAUGAAGAGUCUUCGAUAUUGCUUACAAUGGUUACAAUAUGCGACUCAACACAUAGAACAUCAAAUUGCCAUAUUACGUGAUAUCAUUUUUAAACUCUCAAAUCCCUCGGCAGACGGCGUCAUGAUACAAUCGAGCGCCCCAUCAACACUAGCAGCAAUUAAAAAGGGAAUUGUCGAUAACCUUCGGAAGGUUAUUGACAUAGUUUCCAAAUACGCUAGUAAAUGCUUGCCAGAUCAAGCGAAACAGAAUGUAAGGAGUUUUAUAUUGAGUUUACCCACUCGUUGGGCCACCAUCAAUCACAGCGAUUUUUCCGCAACCGCUUCCCCAGUCUCAUCUCCGCGGUUGGCCCCUAUCAACACUUAUCCAAAUCAUCAAACUGCUGAUUACGCGCGUCGUCUGCUCAGCUUAGCCACUGAAUCCCUUGAUAUGCUCCGUAGGGUAGGUGGCAUUUUUGGUGAAACUGUGGAGCGUGCUGAAGCAUGGGUUGAACGCCUGAGAGCUGUUGGUGUGGCCAGCGGUGGAUCAAGUUCCAUGGACGAUGUUCAAUUAGAUGGUAUGCCACCGAUAGGUUGGCCGUCCCAGCAGAAUGGUGAGGCAUACCCAUACAGUCAAUCAUCCUCCAUUUCGCACCCCCGUUCCCGCAGGUCUUCCAACUCCGUUCGUAUGAAUCACCGUAAAUAUCCCCGUACCACACCCCUCGACGAUGACGAGGAAUCGAUCAUCAAUAAUCUAUCAGAUGAUUCUGACGAGUCGGAGGUUGAGAAUAUGCGCAUGGAGGAUAAUCCUUUGUAUCGUUCGAAUUCCGUAAAAUCAUCGCCGCAACACGGUGGGUUGAGUAGCGGCAAGAAGAGAAAAAAGUCUGGGAAAAAAGAUGACAAAAUGGAUCUCUACUAA